AUGAGGCCCGCCUCGCCGAAGCCCGCCUCCCCGAGGCCGCCCGCCUCCCCGAGGGCCGCCGGCGACCGGGUGCAGAUGGAGUGCCCGAAGUGUGGCUAUUGCGUUCCCCAGUGGCUAAACGACAAGGCGCACUGCCUGAAGUGCCAGGCGUGCCUGCGCAAGCGUGAGGCGGGCUCGCAGGGCCCGGGCGUGGCCGUGCAUGCGGAGCGGAGGCAGGUUGGCGAGUCCAGCACCUACAAGGCCGCCGCCUCGGACGCCCGGGAGUCGGAGGGCGGCCCCUGUUCCAUGUCGCCCACCGGCGUGCACCAGUACAAGUUCGGCAAGUGCACCCAUUGCCAGGCCGCGGAGCCCGCCAGGCCCAAGCCCCAGGGCGCCGCGAAGCUGGCCGCCUCAGGCCCCGCGGGGGCCGCGGCUCGGAACGGCCGCGGCCGGCAGGGGUCGCCGGCCCCGAGCGCGGGCGGGGCCCCACCGGCGUCGCCGAAGAGCCGCGGCAGCAGCAUCUGCAGCGAGGCUGAGGCCGCUGCUCCAGGCGGUCCCACUGGCGAUGCCGCGGCGAAGCAUGCCGACAGGGCCGACAGGGUGCAGAUGGAGUGCCCGACGUGCGGCUACAAAUGCACGCCCCAGUGGCUGAACGACUCGGCGCACUGCUUGAAGUGCCAGGCCGUGCUGCGCCGGCGCGAGGCGGGCUCGAAGGGCCCCGGCGUGGCGGUGCACGCGGAGCGGAGGCAGGUGGGCGAGGCCAGCACCCACAAGGCCGCCGCCUCGGACUCGCGGGAAGCGGAGGGCGGCCCCUGCUCCAAGUCGCCCACCGGCGUGCACCAGUAUAGGUUCGGCAAGUGCAGCCACUGCCGGGCCGCGGAGCCCGCCAGGCCCCGCGCCCCGGGCGUCGCGCGGCUCGCCGCCCCCGGCCCAGCGGGGGCGGCGCGCAGCGGCCGCGGGCGGGCGAUGUCGCCGGCCGCGGGCGCGGGCGGGGCCUCGCCUCGCUGCGGGAGCCUCUUCUCCCGCUCGGCGAGCCCGGGCGCCCGUGGGACUUCGGCCUCGCCGGCGCCGCCGGAGGCACGCGGCCACGCGAGACGCAGGAGCCCGUCGGCGAGCCAGCCCCGCCAGCAGCCGCCCCCGCUGGGCGCGGCCGCGGCCAGGCCGACCAGUGGGCAGGGGCCUCCGGCGCCCGGCGCGGCCGAGGCCGAGCCGACCGGGAUCGCGUCUCGCAAGCCGCUGGCGCCUGGCGCGGCCGAGGCCGAGCCGCCCGGCGCGCGAAAGCCGCCGGCCGCGGGCGCUGCCGAAGCCAAGCCGCCCGGCUCGCAGGCGCCGCCUGCCCCGAGCGCGGCCAAGGCCACGGCGCCUGGCGUGGAGAAGGAGGACCACGCCGCGUUGGAGCGGGCCCGCAUCCAGCUGCAGGCCGCCUGGCGUGGGUCGCUCGCGCGGAGGGAGUUGAGGGCCCAGCGGGACAAGGACGCCGCCGCGAGGGAGCCCUCCGCGGCUGGGCCGAGGGCCGCCCUCGUCGGGCCGCCAGGCGCCGCGACGGCUGCGCGGGACGAGGAGGACCUCGCUGCGGUGGAGGUGGCCGCGACCAGGCUGCAGGCCGCCCGGCGCGGCGAGCUCGCCCGGAGGGAGCUAGGCACCAUGGGGGCCCGGCAGGAUGAGGAGGAGCAUCGGCAUGGCAGCCGCGCUGGGGUGGAGGGCGUGCCCACCAUUCGCAUAGCGCGCCGAGCCACGGAAGCCCACGGGGCGGCUGGGCCGGAGGAAGACGCGGAGAGUGAAGGUGACAGUCCCGCUGUAGGACUCGCGGAGGGAACUGCCGCAGCCCAGCCAGAAGCGCGCCGCGACGACUUGCUGUCGCAGAAGCCGCCCGUGAGUGCAUCCUCCGAGGCCGCCGAGGCUGCCGCGCGGAGCCGCGCAGAGGAGGGGCGAAGGCGGAGGAGCCUCCACGCACGUGAAAGCCUGGCGGAGGGUCGCCAGGCGCCCGCCAAUGACGCCCUCGAGGCUCCCAGGGCGACGACGGGCCGCGCGGAGGAGGCUCGGCGGCGGGUGACGCCCGACAGUCGGGCUCCUGACGGGGGCUCAGGCGCGGAAGGAAGGUCCGAGGUGGCGGCCAGGGCGCUGCCCGUGCGCGGCGGCGGCGGUGGCGAAGGCGCGGAGGGGGCUGCCAGAUCACAGCCAGGGCCAGGUCGCCAGGCGCCCGCCAGUGAAGCCCUCGGGGCUCCGGCGACGCCGGGCCGCGCGGAGGAGGCUCGGCGGCGGGUGACGCCCGACAGUCGGGCUCCUGACGGGGGCUCAGGCGCGGAAGGAAGGUCCGAGGUGGCGGCCAGGGCGCUGCCCGUGCGCGGCGGCGGCGGUGGCGAAGGCGCGGAGGGGGCUGCCAGAUCACAGCCAGGGCCAGGUCGCCAGGCGCCCGCCAGUGAAGCCCUCGGGGCUCCGGCGACGCCGGGCCGCGCGGAGGAGGCUCGGCGGCGGGUGACGCCCGACAGUCGGGCUCCUGACGGGGGCUCAGGCGCGGAAGGAAGGUCCGAGGUGGCGGCCAGGGCGCUGCCCGUGCGCGGCGGCGGCGGUGGCGAAGGCGCGGAGGGGGCUGCCAGAUCACAGCCAGGGCCAGGUCGCCAGGCGCCCGCCAGUGAAGCCCUCGGGGCUCCGGCGACGCCGGGCCGCGAGGAGGAGGCUCGGCGGCGGGUGACGCCCGACAGUCGGGCUCCUGACGGGGGCUCAGGCGCGGAAGGAAGGUCCGAGGUGGCGGCCAGGGCGCUGCCGGUGCGCGGCGGCGGCGGUGGCGAAGGCGCGGAGGGGGCUGCCAGAUCACAGCCAGGGCCAGGUCGCCAGGCGCCCGCCAGUGACGCCCUCGGGGCUCCCGGGGCGACGCCGGGCCGCGACUCGGACGAGGCUCGACGACGGCGGGGAACGCCCGACGGUGAGGCUUAUGACGGGGCCAGCACGCCGUCCGCGUGCGGAGGAUCGGCGCCUCCGACUGGACAGGUAGAUGGAGCGCGCCAAGGGGCGAUUGCCCACCACGCAGCCGACGGGCAUGCGGCCUCCCCGACGCGCCGCAGCCCGCUGGAGGCCACCCUGGAUCGCGAGAUCUCCCCGCCGUACUUGACACUCGACGAGAGGCUAGAGUGGUACCGCAGCCGCCGUGGAGGCCGCGCCCCGUCGACGUCGACGUCGCCCCGACGCCCGGGGCCGCCCGCGAGCCCGUCGACGUGUGGCCCGCCGCCGUCGUUCCAGCAGGCGUCCUCGCGCGUUGAGGGCAUCUCGCGGAUGCGGGCCCGCUUGGCCUGGGGCCAGCCGGCCAAUGACCCCCCCAGUCUGGCCGCAGACCCGUGGCGGCCUCAGGGCGCGUCAGCCUUGGGCCAGCGGACGUCGCCCAGCGUCUCCCCGCGGCUUCAGGGCGCGUCAGCCUGGGGCCAAACGACGUCGCCCGACGAGUCCCCGCGGCUUCAGGCCGCAUCGGCCGGGGACAAGCCGGCGCCUGCUGACGUCUCACCGUGGCUCCGGCCCGCGUCAGCCUGGGGCCAGCCGGCGCCGCCCGAGGUCCCCCCGCAUCUCCAAGCAGCCUCAGCCUGGGGCCAGCCAGCGUCCUUUGACGUCUCUCCGCGGCUCCAAGCAGCGUCAGCCUGGGGCCAGCCAGCAUCCCUUGAUGUCUCUCCGCGGCUCCAGGCCGCGCCAAUUUGGGGCCAGCCAGCGUCCCUCGACGCUUCUCCGCGGCUCCAGGCCGCGCAAACCUGGGGUCCGCAAGCGCCGCCCGACGUCUCCUCGCAGAGGCUCCAGGGCCUGUCGGCGGCAUCGUCGACGGCCUCCCCGCGGCCCCUGGCGCCCCGCCCGUCGGCGCAGCAGGCGGACGCAGGGCCCAGCGGGCCGUGGGCCUGGCUGGACGCGCAGGCCGCGCAGGGCGCGGGGUCGCCACCGGCGCAGCGGCCGGGCAGCCCGCCGUGGCGCGACCCGCCCCUGGGCCUGGGCGACGGCCGCCAGGCGGACGGCCCCGGGCGUUCCUGGGCGCUCGGCGCCACGGCGCCGAAGGAGGGCGUCGCUGCCAGCGGCUGGUCCGCGGCCCUCAGCGCGAGCACGGCUGCCCCCAGCGCGAGCAGCCCCUGGCCUUCGCGCGCGGGCAGCCAGCCAGCGUGGAGAGCGGAGGGCACGCCCGCGCCCGCGGCGAGCGGCCCCUGGCCCUCGGGCGGAUGGGCGCAGCAGCCGGAGAGCCCGCCUUCCCGCACGGCGUGCAGCAGCCGGGACACGCCGCGGAGUGCCGCCCGAGCGUCGAGGACGUCCACUCGAGGCUGCGGAGCUGGGCCUCGCGCCCGCUGCGGCGCACGAGCUGAGCCCCGCUCGCGGCAUCCUGCAUCCUCCUCCCUCCGCCUUCCUCCCUCGUCCCCGCGCGCUCUCUGUCAUCCUUCCGCUGCGGUCUCACCCUCUGAGGGGGCGAGACCCUUCUUGUCCAGGACGCCAACGCCUCAGGAGCGGGCUCUGCCUCCCCAUCCCCCUCCAUUGUAG
This is a messenger RNA of Prorocentrum cordatum, 4479 nucleotides long. The record is from the annotation of a GenBank genome assembly. NCBI's taxonomy places the organism in Eukaryota, Dinophyceae, Prorocentrales, Prorocentraceae.